Rhinolophus ferrumequinum (greater horseshoe bat) is the source of this 1440-nucleotide messenger RNA. RefSeq names its product transmembrane protein 276 (gene TMEM276). Bases 591 to 1169 code for a protein of 192 amino acids. The record is from RefSeq and is a predicted model, not a curated record. Lineage: Eukaryota; Metazoa; Chordata; Mammalia; Chiroptera; Rhinolophidae. The transcript is spliced from 2 exons.
AACGCCCCCUUUGCCCAGGCCCCGCCCCUGGGCGCUCUAGCUUCCGCUCUUCUCGUUGGUUCGUGUCGGAACGACAGAAGCUGGGAGCAGAAAAAGGGGCGGCCGGGGGUGAGCCGGCCGUGCGGUAGCCAGGCUCCGGCCUCCUACUCGCCGCUCUCUUGGGGCCGCGCAGCUGGGCCGUCCCUGAUAUUCUGUGCCGUCGCUCCCUCGGGGCCAGGUUCCGAAGACAACGCCUCCCCGAACACAGGGACCAGGCCGAGUGGGCCUACGCGCGCCCCACAUCCCUUUCCCCCAUGCUCGGCGCCCCUACGUGGGUUCCAAGGCCCUAAGGCUCACGUCCACCCAGCCCAAGUCCCCCAUCGCUUUCUCUUUUCUCGGCCAAAUUGGGUUUUUCUUUCCCACAGUUGUGUCCAGUGGCCUCAGAGCUCCGGAAAGUUUCGUAUGAGUCUACCCUAACAUUAAGAAAUGGGUCUCUAGAAACUGGGAGUCCUGGAGAUCAGACAUUAGGGCUCCAAGUCAAGCUUCUGCGUUCUUAUUCUGCAAAGUUGAGGGGCCCCUUCUUAUCUCCUGAAACUACCACCUGAGGUGCCAUGGCACCCAAGCUAUGGGCUGAGUGGAGCAUGGCCCUGUCCCACCUGGCACUGGGAAUGGUGUCUCUGCAUGCAGCCGUGAAGACUGCCCAGGCAAGUCGAGGGGCUGCUGCUGGCUUCCUGCUCCAGGCCUUGGCUGCUGCCACCGUGCUGGCCCCAGGGCUGGACACAGAUGAAGACUGUCUUGCUGGAGCCUGGGUGGCCACCGUCAUUGGCCUGCCCCUUCUGGCCUUCGAUUUCCACUGGGUGAAUGGGGACCGCUCCUCUGCCAACCUGCUCCUGGGAGGAGGCAUGGUGCUGGCAGUGGCUGGUGGCCACCUUGGCGCUGAGGGCCGUGCUGUGGCUGCUCAGGCUGUGGUGCUGGUGGUGGCAGUGACCAUCCUCAUUGUGGCUGUUUUCACGACCAACACUUAUGGAAUGUGGGGGGGCCUGAUGCUGGGUGCUGCAGGGCUCCUGAGCCGGUUGGAGGAGGACAGACUGCUGCUGCUGCCGAAGGAGGACGUCUGUCGCUGGGUCCUGGCUGCAGGCAAUUGGGCCUACCAUCGGGCCUUGCACUCACAGCGCGUGCAGUGGGAGUGAUUGUUGGAGAUAACAAGCAGGGCCUCUGCCCUGGCCACCACCUUCCCUUCCACGGGCCUUCUCCUGGGGCCUCCUUCCCAAGUGUGUUUGCUUCAGGAUGACUGGUCAGGGGCAGAGUCUGGACACUGCCCCUCCUCUUGCAGAGUGUGGGGACCUGCCUAGACCAGAAUGAAGGGAACAGGGUCCAGGCAGGUUUUGGGGCCUGAUUCUGGGUAGGCCAUGGUUGUGGAUCCAGAAAGAGGCUUGGUCUCUAAUAAAUCUUAGGGAUUCA